CUUAACUUUGUCAUCGUCAGAAUUUCAGUUCAAGCAAAUGGUAUCUCACGGGUGGAGGUCGUUGCGUCAAAUUUCACAAAUCAUGAAUGAAUUCUAAGUUUUGUUGUAUAUUUUCGACGUAUUCAGAACAUCGUUGAUCCUACAUAAGUACUCCUGCAAAAUAUACAUUAAACAAUGAAUGAAGUAAGCGGAGGGAAACAAGACAUACCUAACACUUCUACUUGGGAAACGCUAUCAGGACAAUCGGCAUCUUCGUUUUCUACUAUGCAUCAUCAUCAUCAACCAUUACAACAAGAUGCAAGUCCAACAGUUGCACAAGUCAUAGUUCCUACUCCUGUAAAACUUCAAGCACCUAUGUUAAGUUCAGCGCAAACUAUACCUGACCAUUGUUCGCAACUAGGUCACAUACAACAACCAGCUUUAAUAGCACAGGGUACACCACCAGGAACUUUUACAGAAUCUGAACUUUCGCCAGAAUUACAACAACAGGGAUGGAAAAAAUUUUGGAGUAAACGAGAAAACCGACCGUAUUUUUGGAAUAAAUUAACUGGAGAAUCUUUAUGGGUAGUACCACCUUUAAAACCUCAGUUUGAUCCGAUUACGGAUCCACUUGGUAUCUGUGGUGUACAACCUGUUUCUGGAAAUGGGGCCAUUCCCUCUGGAGGAACAGUCAAACGUAGAGCUUCAGAGGAUAGUAUUGUUCCACCUGCAAAGAAAUUUGUAUUAGCUGGUCCAUGGGAUUUGGAGAUUCCAACGAAUGUUAUAAUAUAUGAAAGAGCACCAUCGAAUUUACCUCAUGUUCAUCCUGAAGCAGAAGCAUUACGUUGUGGUUUACUUGCAAAACUGAGACAAUGCUAUCAAGAAUUGUGUCAUACUCGCGAAUCAAUAGAUGCGCCUAAAGAUUCCUUUAAUAGAUGGUUAAUGGAAAGAAAAGUUAUAGACUGUGGAUCAGAUCCUCUUUUACCAAGUCAGUGUUUUCCUGAAAUUUCAAUGUCUAUGUAUCGUGAAAUUAUGAAUGACAUCCCCAUCAAAUUAGUCCGACCAAAAUUCACUGGUGAUGCAAGAAAACAAUUAUCACGAUACGCAGAAGCUGCGAAAAAAAUGAUCGAAUCAAGAGCAGCUUCAUCUGAAAGCAGAAAGGUAGUGAAAUGGAAUGCAGAAGAUACUUUUCAGUGGUUGAGACGAACAGUGGGUGCUACGUUCGAUGAUUUUCAAGAUCGUCUUGCACAUUUGAAACGUCAAUGUCAACCACACCUUACAGAAACUGUAAAAGCUAGUGUUGAGGGUAUUUGUUUAAAAAUUUAUCAUUUAUCAACAGAGUAUGCAAAAAAAGUGAAGGAUAAAAACAAUCAAAUAUUAAAGGAUAAUAGUUUAGGAAAUGUCAUACCAAUAGGAGGUCCAGCUAGUACACAAAGAAAAGUUUGGUGUUACUCAGUGCAAUUUUCACUUCCAACUCCUCGCCUUCCACAACUGGAUUAUCUUCCUGAACGUGAACAAACAUUGUUGCGUUUUCAUGGUGAUACUGUGUGUAUUAAUAACAUGCAUCUUGCUAAAUUGGAACAUCUAUACAGAUACAAUUGCUUUGAUGAUAAAAAAUUUGAAAUGUUUUUACCGCGUGUUUGGUGUAUGUUGAAGCGUUAUCAGACAUAUCUUGGAAUUAAUGAGGGUCAAGCAACACAAAUGGCUCUCCCUGUUACAGUUUUUGAAUGUCUUCAAAGAUCAUUUGGUGUGACAUUUGAAUGCUUCGCGUCUCCAUUGAAUUGCUACUUCAGACAAUAUUGUUCAGCAUUCGCCGAUGUAGAUUCUUAUUUUGGAUCAAGAGGACCUUUCUUAGACUUUAGGCCUGUCAGUGGAUCGUUUCAAGCUAACCCACCAUAUUGCGAAGAACUCAUGGAAGCCAUGGUCAAUCAUUUUGAACGCCUUUUGGCUGAUUCAGCUGAACCCUUAUCUUUUGUGGUUUUCCUACCGGAAUGGCGAGAUCCAGCACCUAAUGCUUUGAUAAAGCUAGAAGGUAGUCAUUUUAAACGAAAACAAGUAGUAGUACCUGCUAUGGAGCAUGAAUACAGACAUGGGUUUCAGCAUAUAUUACCAAAAGGUGAAGUUAACAUUAGAGCAGCUCAUGGAACGUUAGUUGUGUGGUUACAAAAUGCAGCUGGUGCUGCUCGUUGGGGACCUACAGAGGAGAGAGUUGAAGCAUUAUUAGAAGCGUGGCGUCCAGGAAAAGAAAGAGAACGGGAUAGACAAGAACUUUUAUCACCACCCAGGCAAACUCAUCAGCCAAUACCUUCCACACCUAUUCCUGUUUUAACAACCCCUACAACUCCAACAAUACAGACAUUGUCUACACAUCCUAUAUAAUUAUUAUAUAAUGUUUUGCAACCUAGGAAAGGAAAGUAAAAUAAGUCUUGCGCUUUAAUUUUAAUUCUUUCCUACAAGAAACCAGAUUUUUUACAGAGACUAUUUGAUAUAUAACUCAUCAAUUUAUUUCAUAUGGCUGACAUAUAUAAACGGUACCGUGAUUUUACAUAUUGGUUCUAGAUAGUUUGAUUACACGUACAUUAAUACUUUAAUACUACAUACUAUAUUAGUUGACACAUUAAUUAAUAUCAUUUAAAAUGGAGAUAUAUAUGUUCGCAAAGGAUAACAUUCAUUCAAAUAUUAUGAUAUUUUAUUAUGUCAUAUAAAUUUCAUGAAAACUCUUUCUACUAAAAGUAGAAGGAAUUUAAUAUUUAAUUUGAUAAUUAUUUCGUGAUGUUUGUCAUACAGUGCAAUUCCAUUACCUGUUUCCAUAAGAAAUGUUAAAAUGUGUAAGAUGUGACAAUGAUGUAUCUAUUAUAUAGGUAUAAAAACAUCAUUCAAUAAUUAAUAUAAAAUCACGUUGCGUGAAGUCUAAUCUUUGUAAUAGUGUUAAUUGUUGUUAAUUAAUAAGGAGACUUUGUGAAACGUGAUACCUUAGAUAGUAGAGGUACUUGCCAUGCAAGCAGAAAUUGGUACUAUCAUGAAAAGUUAAAAACAAAUUGUGUAUAUGCGUGUGCUUGCGCGCGGUGUGUGUGCGUAUGUAUGUAUGUAUGUAUGAUCGUAUGUGCUUGAGUGUGUAAAUAGUGAAAUACAUACUAUAUUUACUUGUUUUUAA
Hylaeus volcanicus is the source of this 3133-nucleotide messenger RNA. RefSeq names its product mRNA (2'-O-methyladenosine-N(6)-)-methyltransferase (gene Pcif1). The coding region runs from base 175 to 2358 and encodes 727 amino acids. The transcript has 6 exons. Gene Ontology annotation, molecular function: mRNA (2'-O-methyladenosine-N6-)-methyltransferase activity; RNA polymerase II C-terminal domain binding. The record is from RefSeq and is a predicted model, not a curated record. Lineage: Eukaryota; Metazoa; Arthropoda; Insecta; Hymenoptera; Colletidae. Gene Ontology annotation, cellular component: nucleus.